AUGACCGAACCCGCGUACAAUGCCAUUGAAGACUAUGGUUUGAUCGGAGACAUGCACACCUGUGCCCUGGUCAGCAAGGCCGGUAGUCUGGACUACAUGUGCUGGCCAGUCUUCGACUCGCCCACAGUCUUCUGUCGCUUGUUGGAUGACAAGAAAGGCGGCUACUUCUCGGUGGCCCCGUACAAGACAGUCAUUGAUGCCCACAGCAAGCAGCGAUAUCUUCCGUACUCCAACCUACUCGAGACCCGAUGGACCAAUGAGGAUGGCGUUGUGGCCAUGCUGGACUACUUUCCGGUUACCCCGAAGAAAGGCGCCCAAUCGGCCCGCAUACUGUCGGGGUACUGUCCCUGCAACGAACCGGGGAGCAACCGCUUCAAGUCGGGCUUGCAACACUCAGGCCUGAUCAGAAAAUUGGAGUGCAGCCGUGGAUCGAUGGAGUUGCAAAUUGAGUUGUUCCCGGCUUUCAACUACGCCCGAGACUCGCACAACACCCGUGCGAAGUUGGAGAAUGAUCUGUCCAAGAAUCGGCUUCAGACGAUCCACUUCGAGAGUGAGACGGAAAGACUGCAGGUCGAGAUCUUCGCCGAUUCACGGGAGCCAGAAAAGCUUGGCUUCCCCAGCGCCUCUUUCAAACUGGAGGAUCGUGUGGGCAUGAAAGGCCGCGGGCUGGUCGCUUGGAUUCGCCUGUCGGAGGGCCAGACUGUGAACCUGGUGCUGCACAGCCCAGAGAAGUCAGUUCCCAGCUCGGCCACCAUGGCUGCUUACCUCUGGAAGAUGGAGGAGCAAACCUCUGACUAUUGGACCAACUGGACUCGCAAGUGUGCUUUCCGUGGGCACUACCGCGAGACAGUCGAGCGCAGUCUUCUCAUUCUCAAGCUGCUGACCUACAAACCAACGGGUGCUAUUGUCGCAGCACCAACCUUCUCGCUCCCUGAGAAUGUGGGCGGUUCGAGAAACUGGGACUAUCGAUACUCCUGGGUGCGUGACACAGCCUUCACGCUGUACGUCUUCCUCAAAAUGGGCUACAGCCAGGAGGCGGAAGCGUACGUCAACUUCAUCUUCGAUCGGAUCCUCCCGCAUGCAGCCCAGGAAGUCGACCCUAAUCACAAGAGGCCCUUCCUGCCGUUGAUGUUCACUAUUCGGGGUGAGUGCGAUAUUCCCGAGGUGGAACUUGACCACCUCGAUGGAUGGAAGGGUAGCAAGCCCGUUCGCAUCGGCAACGCUGCUGUCUUCCACACGCAGCUGGACAUCUACGGUGAAUUGUUAGACAGUAUUUACCUGUACAACAAGCAUGGAAAUCCCAUCACCUACGACCAGUGGAACUCCAUCCGGCGCAUGGUGAACUAUGUCAUCAGUGUUCGACAUGAGAAGGACAUGUCCAUCUGGGAGUCCCGUGGUCAAAUCCAAAACUUCAUCUAUUCAAAGAUCAUGAUGUGGGUUGCUCUGGAUCGUGGCAUUCGCCUUGCCGAAAAGCGCGCCAGUCUGCCGUGUCCGGACCGUUUCGACUGGAUCAGGAUUCGGGAUGAGAUGUAUGAUGAGAUCAUGAGCAAGGGAUACAAUGAGGAACGUGGCCAUUUCUGCCAGAGCUACGAGAGCCGUGACGUCCUCGACGCUUCCAUCUUGAUCGCACCGCUGGUGUUCUUUGUCCCGCCGAAUGAUCCGCGGUUCAUCAGCACGCUCAAGAGGAUCCUGGAAAGCCCCGAAAAGGAGGGACUGUCCAGUGCUAAGAUGGUUUUCCGUUAUGACCAUGUGAGAGCAAACGAUGGCGUGGGAGGGGGUGAAGGUGCUUUCAUCAUGGUCACAUUCUGGCUCGUUGAAGCUAUGGCUCGUGCUGCGAAGUAUGAUGUGCCCAUUCCAAACAUUUGGAAGCUUACGCUUUCACACUUUGACAAUAUCUUGUCCUACGCCAAUCACUUGGGAAUGUUCUCUGAAGAGGUUGCUAUUUCUGGUGAGCAAAUGGGUAACAGCCCACAAGCAUUCAGCCACCUGGCUUGUAUUAGUGCGGCUCUUAAUCUAGAGCAUCAAGCUAGGAUGGCGGGCGCCACCUUAGAUUGGGCUGAUAAGCCAAGUGCCGAUCUGGCAAUGUCAUCCGAUGAGGAGGACUUUGCUUCCAGCCAGAGCACCGCUUCCAUGGAACUCGAAGCUGGUACUAAGAAGACCCUCACGAUGGCACUGGGCAAGUUGCGCUUGGAGCAAGAGGGUGUGAACCAAGCUUCCGAGCAGGAAACCCCAAUAACUCCCCGCCCCAGUCAGACCCCACCGCAACCCAAAGAAAAGGCACAGCCACUACAGCUGUUAGAUCUGCCCUUGGAUGUCUUGAAGGAGAUUAUCAAAGAGGUCACGCAUACAAAUGACCUGACCUCGCUCGCCCUAACUUGCUCGGCUCUCCAUUCCCUAGCCAUCCCGCAUAUGUAUGCGCGCUUCGACAUUGUCUGGCCUGAAUCACUGAAUCCGCCAACUGACGAUUACUCGGGAGUCGAUGCGCUUUCAUAUGGGUUGUCUACCUUGGUCAUGGGCGAGGAUGUGUUUAAUCGACUACCCCUACUCCAGAAAGGCAUAUCCCAGAGCUGUCAAAGCUGUGGCUGCGAGCAGCCUCAUCAUGGACCGGAAACCAGACUGGAAGGCAAGGGCGCAAGGUUCCGGUCGCGAAGAGGCAACCACUAUGCUCAAUACACCCGCACUUUUUCCAUUGGAAACGGUCCAAUUAGCUGGGUACAGGAGUACUCAGUGACCAAAGAGGUGGGCAAGAUGCUAGGAACCUUGGUCGCCUUGGCAGUCGCGCGGAUGGUGAACCUCGAAGCUUUCGUAUGGGACAUGCCGACCGGUGUGGUUCGUGAGAUUUGGCUGGCGCUUGCAUCACUGGCAGACCGGCCUGGCCAUGAAUGUCGACUGGAGCGAAUCUGGGUCCGUUGGCAUGAUAAUUCGGAGAAUGCUUUGCGCAGUUCAUCGGCCGCAGCAACGAGGCUUUUUCACAAAUACAAACACGUGGAACAUCCUUCAUUAUCUGUGUUACCUCCACUCAAAAGCGUGGCUGUUCUUGACAUUGAUGAGCCCGCUUAUGUGGAGGAACUGGCACUACUCAUUGAAAAAUCGCGUCAUUGUCUGACAGAGCUUCGAAUUGGCAUUGCAAAUCAAGCUUACAUGAAGCCUUGGUUGCUUUGCGGGAAAGACGCCGAAGGUGCUUUGAGCUGGCCAAGAGUUAAUGGCGUCCUGGGAAUCCUGACUCGAGAGAUGCAGCCGAAGACUGAGGACAGUGCUGUAAUCACAUCCCUAGAGGAGGAUUCGUCUCCUCCAGAAGGCUCGGCAACGGUCGGUCUCAAAUCAACUGAUAUCACCGAGAACGGCGAAGAAAGACAAUCCAGCACUGAGCCGCCGCCUCCCAGUCCAUCGCAAGAAAAGAAGAUGUCAACAAGCUCUGGAAUAUCAAAUCGAAGUGACCGCUCGCCUGUCCCUCCUCCCAAGCACGACUCUGAGAUGCUCAAUCUAAAUGUCCUUGAGCUCGAGCGUGUUCCUCUGUCCAUCUCGACUUUACUGCCGGCCAUUGACUGGACUCGCUUAACAACCCUUACCAUAAUGCGCUGUGAGGACAAUGAAAAGCUUUGGAGGGCGCUGCGGCGGAAAUAUGCUCCCCCAGUGAUGCCGGCAAAACGUAAUUCUUCGGCAGGGCAUCGCGAGAGUAUACCUUCAUCAGACUUCUCGCUGAACCUGAAACAUCUUCGCACGGACACUGUUUCGCCAUAUCUCAUGCUCUUCAUCAAGGAUGCGUUGGCCCCAAACACGUUGGAGAGUGUGUUUCUACACGAAGCUCCAGGCCACGAAUCGAACGUACAGAUCGACGCCAUCUACCGCCAUAUCCUGCGGAGGCACCGACAGAGCCUGUGCAAAGUUCUCAUAGAUGCUACCGAUCGCACAAACCCCGCUAGCUCGCGAUCGCACAAGUGGAUGCUCACCCAUGAGAUGAUAGGAUUUGUCACCAGUGGAAAGAUGUUGCAGCUCAAGGAAUUGGGAAUGGCGAUGCAUUACCGGGACUGGCAUUACUUCCUGCAAAGGCUGCCUAGUAUGCCCCAGCUUCGAGCCUUAUAUCUACCGCAUAUCCACCACACAGUCCAUCGCGAUCUGAAAGAGCUUGCGCUCCAAGUUCUGGACAUCGUCAGUAUCCGCCCAGAUCUCAAAAUCGCAUACAUCGGUCUCCACACGAAAUGCUACCAGAUCCUCGAAGCCAGAAGUGAUGACAAUCCCCUCGACUUCGACGAUAAUCCCACAGCGGACCAUUCCCCGCCACACUCUGAUGACGAAGAAGAAGACUGGGUCGGCCCAGUGCAUAAUCACGACACGGACGAUACCGAUGACGACGACGCGGGGACAGCGGAAAACGAUUUAAUCAACAGCGAUCCAGAUGACUACGACUCAGAAGCGGACGAAGAGCAAAGUUCCUCGCGAAUCCGGUACCGACUGCAACAGAUUUUAUUCUAUGACGAAAAAGUAUCCAUUUUCAAAGCGCGACACGGUGUUUUGUGA
Penicillium brevicompactum is the source of this 4518-nucleotide messenger RNA. Its product is annotated as glycoside hydrolase family 15 protein. The coding region runs from base 1 to 4518 and encodes 1505 amino acids. The transcript has 6 exons. NCBI's taxonomy places the organism in Eukaryota, Fungi, Ascomycota, Eurotiomycetes, Eurotiales, Aspergillaceae. Gene Ontology annotation, molecular function: protein binding; hydrolase activity, hydrolyzing O-glycosyl compounds. The record is from RefSeq and is a predicted model, not a curated record. Gene Ontology annotation, biological process: carbohydrate metabolic process.